GAAAAAGAAAAAACGACAGAGAAAAAUGAGAGGAGUAUUGGGUUUGUCAUCAAGUCUCACUUUUCUCACUCGUCAAUCCUCUGUACGCACUGCGACCUCCCAUCUUCUCCAUCGUCGAUUUUACCGUACUCCUACUCAAAGCGCAAGUCCAACUCGCACAACAGUCACAUCGUCGGUCUCAAUCUCAUCCAUGGCCGCCUCUUUCUACCCAGAGAAGGCUAGAGUGCCCCCAGCUCUGCUGGCGCCCACUCCUCCCAUCACCAAGUUUAAGAUUGGUAUAUGUCAGUUAAGUGUGACUGCUGAUAAAGAGAGAAACAUUCUGCAUGCGCGGACUGCAAUAGAGGAGGCUGCUGAAAAGGGGGCAAAGCUUGUUCUGUUGCCCGAAAUAUGGAACAGCCCAUAUUCAAAUGAUAGCUUUCCAGUGUAUGCUGAGGAUAUUGAUGCUGGCUUUGAUGCAUCUCCAUCAACAGCAAUGUUAUCUGAAAUUGCUCGCCGUCUUAACAUCACGCUAAUUGGAGGUUCAAUACCUGAACGGUGCGGAGAUAAGUUGUACAACACCUGUUGUGUCUAUGGCCCUGACGGAAAGCUGAAAGCUAAGCACCGUAAGAUACACCUUUUCGAUAUUGACAUUCCUGGAAAGAUUACCUUCAAGGAAUCGAACACUCUUACUGCUGGGGAGACUCCCACCGUAGUGGACACGGAGGUUGGUCGAAUCGGAAUUGGUAUCUGCUACGACAUUAGAUUUCAAGAACUAGCAAUGCUCUAUUCUGCAAGAGGUGCUCAAUUGAUUUGCUAUCCGGGAGCAUUCAACAUGACCACGGGUCCCCUGCAUUGGGAGCUAUUGCAAAGGGCAAGGGCUGUCGACAACCAGUUAUACAUAGCAACUUGUUCACCUGCUCGAGAUGCUGCUGCUGGGUACAUUGCGUGGGGCCAUUCUACACUGAUCGGGCCGUUUGGUGAAGUUCUGGCCACAACGGAACAUGAUGAGGCGAUAAUCAUCUCAGAAAUCGAUUAUUCUCAAGUUGAUCUUCGGAGAACGAACCUACCGCUUGAGAAGCAAAGACGGGGCGACCUCUACCAGCUGGUGGAUGUCGGGAGGUUGGGAUGAAAUGAGAGAGACGGAUUGUUCAGAAAUAAAGAAGAUGAAUGAGUGAGAGUGAGGUGUUGAAAUGCUGUAGCAGUUUUGUUGUGUGUGAUAAAUGCUAUGUUGCCUGUUUCUUGUGUUUGAUGGGCCAAUGCUGUCGAGGAAGAUUUCGAGUGUCAUGAAAUUGAAAUCGUCGAAACUCGAGGCUUAUGGAUAAAGAGAAUCAGCUUAACGAUUUGAGUGUUAUAUUCGUUACCUAAUUAACUAAUUUCUUCAAUCAAACUUCUUUCUGCAA
Messenger RNA from Salvia splendens (bonfire salvia), 1379 nucleotides. RefSeq names its product omega-amidase, chloroplastic. The transcript has 10 exons. Gene Ontology annotation, molecular function: omega-amidase activity. The record is from RefSeq and is a predicted model, not a curated record. Lineage: Eukaryota; Viridiplantae; Streptophyta; Magnoliopsida; Lamiales; Lamiaceae. The coding region runs from base 26 to 1108 and encodes 360 amino acids. Gene Ontology annotation, biological process: L-glutamine metabolic process; oxaloacetate metabolic process. Gene Ontology annotation, cellular component: mitochondrion.